AUGCCUGUAAUUGACAAAGUGAUUGUGGGUGAUGUGAAGUGUAGCGGCUGCGUCGCCGUCGCGCAACGCGCCCUGGAACAGGUCGCCGUGAUCGAGGCCGUGAGCGCCAACUUCCGCAAGCAGACGUGUAGUUUUGAGUUCCUGCGGCCCGUCGAACUGCACGUGAUUGAUCAGGCGCUCGGGGCCGUCGGCCACGCGACGGUGAGCGCCGCCGCGCCGGCGCCGGCGCCGGGCGCGGACUCGCUCACGAGAUUAGUAAGGGAGGUGGUCGACGGGAAGUCGGUCCGACGCUACCGCUGCGGCUGCGGCUGUGCCGAGUGCGUGUGCUCGGACAAGCCCGUCUGGCCGGGCGACGAGGGCGUCGAGGUGACGCUGGAGGGUUUGUGUGACCGUUUGAGGACGACGGGAUUCGGCGACGGGAGCCUCUUCUCGGGAGAUGGACUGGUGGCGACGCUGCGCGCGAACGGCGACGCCGCGGCGACGUUAUUAGACGCGUGGGACGGGCGGCGCGUCCCCUGCGGCUGCGGCGGCGGCGACGCGGCCUCGCCUGCGCCCGCCGCGCCGGUCGAGGCGCCCGCACCGGCGCCCGUUCCAGAGCCCGUGGCCGCGCCAGCGCCAGCGAAGGAGACGGGCGACGCCUGCCGGCCCGGGCCGUCGCUGCCGGGCGGGCGCGAGCGGUGCCGUGAGCAGGACGCUCCAAGGCCUUCCGUCGUGUCGACCACGCCGGGACGCUUCGACGCGCUCUCCGUGUCGCCGCCGGCGUCGCCGCGCGCGGGGGCGCGGCCGAGGUCGCCGCUGGUCGCGCAGCGACGGCGCCCGCACCACAAGGCCCCGCCACAGCGCCGGCGGCCGCCGCCCCGCCGCCGAACCGACGACGACGACGCGCUCGCGGAGGCGCUCGCGGCGCGGCGCCGCCGAGGUCCGUCCUGGCUCCGCGCGGCGGCCGUGGCGGCUGCUGUGGCCGUCGCCGCCGUCGGAUACGCCUGGCGGGAAGCAUCUCUAGACGCCGUCGAGCAGACGCAGUCGCCGGGACGACGGGCUGACGCGGCGACUGUAGGCGCCGCCUGGUUCGCGCGUGGCGACAAGGAACUCACCGCCGGGGACCUCGACGCGGCCGCCUCGUCGUUUGCGAAGGCGGCGGCAAGCAGCCCGAAUCACCAGUACCACUCUGCCUACGCCGACGUCGUCCUGAGCCGCGCGCUGGCACGCUACCUCGCUGCCGGCGCCGACGCGGAGGACGUGGCGACGCUCUGCAACCAACUGCCGACGUGCGUCCGCGCGCGCGUCGCGGCGGCCGCCGCCGGGGACGAAGGCGACGCGUCGGAAGCCGCCCUCGCGGCGGGGCUCCGCGAUGCCCUCGGGUCGUUCGACGGGGCCAUGGCGUCCUGGCCGGGCCUCCCGCCCGGCCUGAAUGAGCAGCAAGUUGCGCAGGUUAACCGAGCCGUGCGAGCGCUGGAGCACUUCCGCAACUCGACGCGCGACCUCAUCGCGCGAAUAGAGUAA
This is a messenger RNA of Pelagomonas calceolata, 1503 nucleotides long. The record is from the annotation of a GenBank genome assembly. Lineage: Eukaryota; Pelagophyceae; Pelagomonadales; Pelagomonadaceae.